ACGACAAACGCACGCUUGUCGAUCGGGUGGACAAAACACGCAGUGGCUGUGGCGGGAUUGCUCUUGGCGAGGACAUCACUCGACGUGGUGAUGCUCAACCUCACCACGACUAUCGAACACGCCAUCGUGGAGAGAAGCAAGGAGGGGUUCAAGAGGGGGAUGUCUCGCUUCGUUCGGAUGUGUGUGCCGAUUGCGGUGGUCAACUCGGUGAGAGCGGGAAACGUGAACAGAGAGAGAGACAGGAGGGGCAUCUACCCCCCCACACACUCCGCAAACUGAUCCAACACCCAAACUUUUCUCUUUGCACCUUUUUGAGGAGAAACUAGAUAAUGCCCGUACUCGUUGUCAAACGGCACGCGAUGGUCGAUCACGAAACAACCGAGGUGCUCAAGUACUGCCAGUCUGAGCUCUCGUUGCGGUUUCGCCAGCGCCUCACGGAGCACGUCAUGUCCAAGUACAUGGAGGGAUUCACCUUCUACGCGGUGUCGAACUUGGACGAUCGGAUCGCUAACGCGGACCAGGCGAUUACCCAGGACGUUGAGCGUUUCGCGGCAUCUAUGGCGGAGCUGUUCUCCAACAUCACCAAGCCGGUGUUAGACAUGUUGAUCUACGUACGCAGGUUGUCCGACAAGGUUGAUGCCGUGGCGCCGGCGACGAUGAUAGCCUACCUGCUGCUGUCCGGGGUGGCUCUCAGCGCUCUGAGAAAACCGACAGCGAUGUACACCGCACUGGUGGCGCAGCAGGAAGGGGAGUACCGCUACGUUAACAGUCGAUUACUCACCAACGCGCAAGAGAUCGCGUUCUACAAGGGCAACACGAAGGAGAAACAGGUGCUGGAAGGGGUUUUCGACAAGCUGGUGUCCGUCACGAGGCGAUCGGAGAGGUUCCGACACUCUCUCGGUGCCCUGGACUCGGUGGUGGCAAAGUACUUCGCUAGCCUCGUGGGCUGGACGGUGGUGUCCCGUCCCUUCGUCAACAGGGACCACCCGAGACACGCACACAGCACCGCGGCUGAGGUCUACCAAGACUACCACUCGAGCGGCAGGAUGAUGCUCAAGCUGGCGGCAGCCCUCGGCCGCCUGGUGCUCUCCGGCCGAGAGCUAGCCCGCCUGUCGGGCUUCAGCUCUAGGGUCACGGGCCUCAUCGACGUGAUCGACGACGCCAACAGAGGCGUUUUCAAGAGGGGACAGGUGCCGAACAGCCCCGGUGCCGCUAUCCCUGGAGCGGCGGUGGCGGCGGCGGCGGGAGCCACCGCAGCGGGCGCUGACGGUCCCUCGGCGGCGUCAGUAACAGCGGUCGCAAACGCUACCGCAGCAGCAGAGAUUGCGGCGGCGCCUGCGGCGCGGGCGGCGGCGAGAAUAACGCCUCCUCGACGAAACCCCGGGGUGUCGGGGGUUAACCUCGCCACGGAGGAGGACGGGAAUUCGCCGAGUUGGGCGGCGGAUGAGGGGGGACGAGAAGGUGCGUCCGGGGAACCCGGCCGUAUCGGCAACGAGGACGGCGACGUUUCUGGGACGAUUCCGCGGCUGACGUCCUCAUUGUCGGAACCUGCUCGCCCAUCGUCGAUCUCACGUGCACCCGCGGAUGGCCAUCCCGCGAUGAUGGCCGGAACGAAGGCGUCGGCGGUAGGAGUAGCCCUGGGGCAGCCCGAGCUCGAGCCUGAAGCUGCUGGUGCCGCGAGGGCCUCGGAAGCGGGGGCGGGGGCGGGGGCGGGGACGGGGGGGGUAAGCGGGGGUGGUGGCGGCGGCGGCAGGCCGGGCGCGCCGCCGCUGCAGCGGUCGGGGUCGGUGGUGGUGCAGGAGGACAGCGUCAUCGAGUUUGUGGACGUGCCUCUCGUGACCCCCACCGGGGAGGUGCUGGUCGAAGCCCUUUCUUUCAAGGUGGAGGCGGGCAUGAACGUGUUAGUGGCGGGGCCGAACGGGUCUGGAAAGUCCAGCCUCUUUCGAGUGCUGGGGGGCCUGUGGCCGUUGCGGGGAGGAACGCUGUCGAAACCGCCUACAUCUCGUCUGUUUUACGUGCCCCAGAGACCCUAUUUGGCACUGGGGACCCUGCGGGACCAAGUGAUCUACCCGCAUACGCGGCAAGAGGCAGCCUCAAAGGGAGUCACCGACGUCGACCUGCUGUCUGUGUUGGACUCCGUGAGGCUGGGCUACGUGCUGGACAGGGAGGGGGGCUGGGACGCGGUUCGGGAUUGGAGCGACGUCCUGUCCGGCGGCGAGAAGCAGCGGCUGGCUCUCAGCAGGCUCUUCUACCACCGACCGCAGUUCGCCAUCCUCGACGAAUGCACAAGCGCCGUUAGCGUCGAUGUGGAGGGCGACAUCUACCGCCUAGCCGCGAGCAGCGGGAUCACUCUCUUCACGGUGUCCCACCGCAAGAGCCUGUGGAAGCACCACGGCUACCUGCUGCGAUUCGACGGGUUGGGCGGGUACGAGUUCAAGGCCAUGUCGGACGUCGCCGGCGACGAGCAUUUCGGUUCCUGA
Ectocarpus siliculosus is the source of this 2480-nucleotide messenger RNA. The record is from the annotation of a GenBank genome assembly. Lineage: Eukaryota; Phaeophyceae; Ectocarpales; Ectocarpaceae.